AAACUUCCACUUCCUAAUUUACACAACUACAUAGAUUACUCAAGUCAAAUAAGUCUUUCACCUCAGCCUUAGUUCAUCCUAUUUUCUAUCAUCAGAAAAUGGAAUCGAUUGUCGAUGAGCAUAACGAGCCAACGAAUCCAAUUUCGGUAAUCAAUGUGUUGCUAUUGCUAAUUAUCAUCGAUUUCAUCAUCAUCUUUCGAGACUUCUACUCAAGUUUCUCUCAAAUUCCAAAAUUCUUAUCGAAUGUUAUUUCAUAUGUAUGCGGAGUUUGCGCUGACUACAGAUGCUAUAGUACCGAAAAGCUCUGCAUCCGCGUAAAUGAAAGUCAGACACUGCCACAAAAUAUGGAAAUGGUCACAGACAAACUCAAUGCAUACUUGACACAAAGUACUCACCAUGACAACAAGAAUAUAGACGACGAUGAGCUAACUAUAGGAGAAGUGACAAUGGUAAUGGGAAAACUAGGAAUUUCUUAUACCCCAGAUGGAGAUUGCAAGUUCGAAGAAAAGCUGCAAUCAAAUGAGAUUUCAACUCUCUUUGAAGAGCAGGAGCCAAGUCUGCAAGAGUUUCAAGAAGCUUUCUCCAUGUUCGAUGAGAACAACGAUGGCUUCAUCGACUACAACGAGUUGAGGAAGGUUGUUUCUACGCUAUGUUUGUCACAAGCUUCGGAAGUAGAAUGCAGACGGAUGAUUAAAGCAUUUGAUAAUAACGGAGACGGAGUCAUAGAUUUCGAUGAGUUUGUUAGACUCCUAACUAACAGUUUUUGCUAACUAUUCACAUCAAUCCUCCUAUUAAUCUUAGCUUUUUUUUCGUGGCGAAAUUGUCAUCAUUACUAGCUAGAGUGUUGCAUAGCCAGAGCCGAAGUAUAUUGAUCAACUAGAAAACAGAGUAUAUGAUGCUUGAAAACUGGCUUAAGUUUCCUAUAAUAAAUGAAAAUAUCUAUCAAAGUCUUGUAUCGA
Messenger RNA from Mercurialis annua (annual mercury), 959 nucleotides. RefSeq names its product probable calcium-binding protein CML46. The transcript has a single exon. Gene Ontology annotation, molecular function: calcium ion binding. NCBI's taxonomy places the organism in Eukaryota, Viridiplantae, Streptophyta, Magnoliopsida, Malpighiales, Euphorbiaceae. Bases 99 to 770 code for a protein of 223 amino acids. The record is from RefSeq and is a predicted model, not a curated record.